GCGGGGCCACCGGAGGGUCCGGGGCCACCGGAGGGUACCGGGGGGCACCGGCGCCCUCACAGCCCGUCGUGCCCCCGGGAUGGCGGCGUGGGCGCUGCUGGCGCUGCUGGCGCUGCUGGCGCUGCUGGCUCAGGCUCCGGCGGCGGCAGGGGGGAUGCUUGACUUUGCCUCCUACUACGGCGACCACAUGGUGCUGCAGAGGGAGCCGGUGGGGGCCGUGGUGUGGGGCCACGGGGAGCUGGGAGCUGUGGUGACUGUGACUCUCUCGGGGGCUGAGGGCCUCGUCAUCACGAAGAAAACAGCACAGGUUAAAGGACCUUCUGGGACAUGGACAACUGUCCUGGACCCGAUGGAUCAGGGUGGUCCCUAUGCACUGACGGCCGAGCAGGGCUCAGAGAACGUGACACUGCGGGACAUCUACUUUGGGGACGUGUGGCUUUGCAGUGGGCAGAGCAACAUGGCAAUGACAGUCCUGCAGGUGGCCAACGCCAGCCAGGAACUCGCCGCCGCCGCUCGCUAUCCCUACGUCCGCAUCUUUGCCGCGGCGCCCGCCCGCUCCAACGUGGAGCUGGAGGACCUGGAGGGGAUUGCCUUGCCAUGGUCCAUCCCCACGGCUGAAAACCUGGGCCACGGGAAUUUCACCUACUUCUCGGCCGUGUGCUGGUUGUUGGGGCGCUCCCUGUACGAGGCUCUGGGGUCCCCUGUCGGGCUGGUGGAGGCGGCCUGGGGGGGAACACCCAUCGAGGCCUGGUCCUCCCGCCAGGCUCUGCAGGCGUGUGGGCUCCCGGAGGACACGGGGAGCACCUCCCCACACUGGCAUCUCUCCGGCCCACAAACGCCAUCCGUGCUCUGGAACGCCAUGAUCCACCCGCUGCUCAACAUGACCCUGCGGGGCAUCGCUUGGUACCAGGGUGAGGCCAACGCCUUCCUGCACACGGACCGGUACAACUGCACCUUCCCCGCGCUCAUCGCCGACUGGCGCCGCGCUUUCCACGCUGGAUCAGCCGGACAGACGGAGCCACUCCUCCCCUUCGGCUUCGUGCAGCUGUCCACCUACCGCCGUGAGAGCCCCGACGACAGCUUUGCCCGGCUCCGCUGGCACCAAACAGCCGACCUGGGGGUUGUUCCCAAUGCCAGGAUGCCCGGCACCUUCAUGGCCGUAGCCAUGGAUCUGGGCGAUGAGCACUCUCCCUACGGCAGCAUCCACCCUCGGGACAAGCAGAACGUGGCACACCGGCUGCUGCUGGGCGCCAGGGCUGUGGCGUACGGGGACAAAGACCUGGUUUUCCAGGGGCCGUAUCCCACCCGGGCCGUCCUGGAGGUGACCAGGGGGCUGCUGAACGUCACCUACAGCCAGGAGCUCAUCUGCCGUCAGAGGGACGCACGGUCAUUCGAGGGCGCUGACGGCGUUGAGGCGGCCGAAGGAGGUUAGCUCGGAGAUGUUGGCGCGGAGGAAGAGGAGGAUGACGUUGAGGUCGUUGAGGGGGCAGGUAAGCAUCCUGCGGCUGAGCAGGUCGAAGGCAGGCAGCAUCUCGUAGACGGAGAGCAGCCCCUUGUCCCACUGGCAGAGCUGCAGGGCGUUGUAGAUGACGACGGGGAUAAGGAGGAUGUAGACGCUGCCGACUGAGAGGCUGAUGAGCUGGAAGAUGGAGAAGAAGACCAACUUGCAGGGGAUGAGUGGGGGGAUGUGGGGCUCUGCCUGGAGCAGCCCUGUUUUGAUGGAGCAGCUGAACUCAUCCUGGAAGAAGAUGUUGAGGUGGAGGAAAACCAGGUAGAGGCAGGUGGCAGCCAGGAACAGGAGCAGCAGCAGGUUCCUUAGGAUGUAGAUGAACGUCAGGGCGUGGGCGUGCUGCUUGCAGGUCAGGUACCGCUCCAGCAAUGGGAACUCAAAAUACCUCUCCCGGCGGGCCCUGGAGGCAGAGGGACACAGUGGGAGUGAGAGCCACCCCCCAAACCUCACUGCUUCACCCAAGUCCAUCCUGGAACAGCCACAGCCACAACACCCCGAGGAGGGACUCCAAGGGCCGCGGUGACCCAGCAGGGCCUCACCUCUCGUACUCCUCCCAGAAUUGCUCUGGCUCGGCACUGGCCUGCUGGACCUUCCUCAUGUGCUGCACCAGGCGCACCGAGCGGUUGUAGGAUUUAUCCAGCUCGUCGAUGAUGAAGAGCAGGUCGGAGUGCAGGGCGGGGGCGGCGGCGUAACGCCACAGCAGGUACGGCAGGUACAUCAGCACCGCCACCACCAGCAGCGAGUAGGGGAAGACCUGGGCAAAGGGGACGGGAGGGCGUUGAGGGUGUGGAGUGUGCACCCAGGUGGCAUUUGGGGGCACCCAGACGUGACUUUGACCCUACCUUGAGAGCCCAGAGGGACUUGGUGACAGCGUGUCCCUCGGCGUCGAAGCCGUGGUGGAUGAGGGAGUCCCAGCAAGCCGUGUCGGCGUAGGCAGACUGCUUCCCCGUGAAGUUGGUGGGAGAGAAGCAGCUGAUCUGGGAGCCUGGGGUGAGGAGGAGGAGGAGGAGGAGAGUGAACCUCAGCCAUGGAGGGUGGAGGAGCAUUCCUCAGCCAGGAGGGUGAUUACAUCUAAGGCAUCGCUUUGAAUUAAAAAAAGCCUUUUUCAUGGUCA
Messenger RNA from Pipra filicauda (Wire-tailed manakin), 2624 nucleotides. RefSeq names its product sialic acid acetylesterase (gene SIAE). NCBI's taxonomy places the organism in Eukaryota, Metazoa, Chordata, Aves, Passeriformes, Pipridae. The transcript has 10 exons. Gene Ontology annotation, molecular function: sialate O-acetylesterase activity. The record is from RefSeq and is a predicted model, not a curated record. Gene Ontology annotation, biological process: carbohydrate metabolic process. The coding region runs from base 80 to 1432 and encodes 450 amino acids.